Messenger RNA from Anopheles aquasalis, 399 nucleotides. RefSeq names its product larval cuticle protein A2B-like. Lineage: Eukaryota; Metazoa; Arthropoda; Insecta; Diptera; Culicidae. The record is from RefSeq and is a predicted model, not a curated record. Gene Ontology annotation, cellular component: extracellular matrix.
AUGUUAUUCAAGAUUUUAGCCUGUGUUGGAUUUUUGGCUGCAACUGCCGCUGCUCAGAGUCAUUACGGACUACACAACGAAGCCCAGCAUGACGCCGGAAACUACCAUCACGACAUCGGAAAUUAUCAUCACGACGAAGAGCAUCACGGUCCCGCCCACUACGAGUAUCACUACGACGUUCAUGACGAACACACCGGAGAUGUCCACGGGCAUCGGGAAGCACGGAAAGACGAUAGCACCCAUGGCGAGUACUACUUAAUUGACGCCGAUGGCCACAAGCGCACCGUGAAAUAUCACGUGGAUGGUAAAAGCGGAUUUAUCGCUGAAGUUCAUCGAGAAGCCGUCAAAGGAUUCCACGACGCUCCUGAGCGACAUAAUUAUCAUCAUAAAUUUGAAUAG